AUGAAUGGGAAAUCUAAUAAUUCAUUUACUGCAUCUGUUUUUUGUUAUUAUAAAAUAUAUAAUGAUUUACAUUUAAUAAUAAAUUCAGGACCGAAUGAUGAUUUAGUUGGUUAUAUUGUCAAGUUGGAUCGACUUAAUGAUGCUAUUAUAUAUUUUAAACGUACAGCAGUCAUCGAUGAGCAAAAGCGUUUAACUCAAUUGUAUGAUGUUGGACGACAGAAACUCAUCGAAGCAAGUGAUGAAGUUAUCAUGAGACAUACUAAUCCAAUAUUACCUAACGAAUUACUUGAAUUGUGUCGGUCAACAUCAUCACUAUCAAUUGAUACUGAUAGCAUGCAAGUGCCAGAUUUAGGCUCAUUUCGCAUUAUCUUCGAUUGGUUUAACGAGCAUGGAUUUCAACAAGGUCUUAUUAAUUCUUAUGCUUCAAAGAGAGGCACCCUGAGUCGAAAUUCUCUUAAAUCGCUAGCUGAACAUUUACAGCGAAAUUGUGCCCGUCGUGCGUCAGUCAGUAUGACCUGCAUUCGCUCUCAUACAUCCUCACGCCGAGCUUCAUACUGUUCGGAAUUAUUACGUGGAAAAAUUAAAACAAAAAUUGAUGGAAUAGGACGUCGUUUGACGCUGUCACCUUUGCUCGAUGGUAGAAGACCUUCAUUGAAAAAUACAUUGUUACCACCAGAAAUGGACACAUACAAUGAUCAUAAUGUUGAUAAUUUAUCAUCGUCAGUGCGUUUUAGCAGUGAUCGGGAAACGAACAAUUAUAAAUUUUUACUCGAUGCAUUUGUUGUACUUCUGUUACAUGAUUCGGAUUUACUUUUCUAUACCUUCUCAAAUGAAUUCAACUCAUUAAUCUUCAUCAAAUCAAUCGAAUUACCAUUGGCAUAUAUGCAUGACGAAGCACAACAAUUAUGUAAAGCUAUCGAACGAUUACCGUCUAAAAUAGAUAGUGGAAAAGUUGCUUUUUUUGGUCUUCUUUCAAUUAUUCGAUGGUUUCACAAGUCUAAACCUGUUUUUACCAAGUUCUAUGAUGAAAAUGAUCUAGCACCUGAACAUCAAUUCGGCAGUGCACUCUCAGCCGUAUUUGAACAUUCAAUCAUUGAAUGUCUACGCAUGAUAUUGGAAGAAGUUCGAAACGACUCAUCGGAUAUAAAUCAAGGCAGCCAUAUACAUCCAUUAGCGUUACAUGUAUUAAGUUUUAUGGAAGGUCUUCUUGACUAUGAAGAUGUAAUUACUAUUAUUGGAUCCAGUCGUAUCGAAGAAAAACAAAACCAAUGUCUUUUAAAUUUGAAAAAUUAUUUUACUGAUUUAAUUCAAACGCUUCGUGCGAAUAUUACGACGAAGAUACAAACGUUCAUUCCACGUAACGAGGGACCUAUACGAGCAAUAUUUAUUCUCAAUAAUGUUAAUUAUCUUCUCAAACGACUACAAAGUUCAUCUUUGUUAACGAUGAUUAACAAAACGGAACCAAGUCUCGAAUCACAAUUAGAAGAGACCAUGCGAAAAGCUGUAAAAGCGUACUUGAAAUGUUAUACACCUUUUAUCAUAGCUAUGCGAGAAAUGUUAAACUAUGACAAUAUGAAUCAUCUCUCAGGCAGUCAACUGAGUGAAUCUGAUCGAAAUCAAUUGAAAACAAGUUUUUCAACGGUGAAUACAACUAUUGAUACCCUUCGUCAACAAAAUCAAGAAUAUAUUAUCGAUGAUAUUCAAAUACGUGAUCAUUUGCGAAGUGAAAGCAAGAAAUUAGUUUUGGAUAUGUUCAAAACAUAUUAUACAAAAUUUACACAGAAUAAUUUUUUUUCCAAAUCAGAAAAGUAUUUACGAUACAAUCCAUUAACGCUCGAAUCUGUAAUUGAUGGUUUUUUCGAACACUAA
Rotaria sordida is the source of this 1869-nucleotide messenger RNA. Lineage: Eukaryota; Metazoa; Rotifera; Eurotatoria; Philodinida; Philodinidae. The record is from the annotation of a GenBank genome assembly.